CUGACAGGAGUUAGAGGCUUAGCUGAGCUACUGGUGGCCAGACAAAGCUGGGGAUGGAGAAUGGUCAUGGGAUCCCACCAAGCGUUGCAUAGUAUCACACUAGUGCCCUCUGCUCUUCGAGAUGACCUCAAUAGCUGAUACUUUGUUGGACCCAUCUAAGUCUUCUUUUCUGGACUUCAGUCAUGUCCCCACAUCUUCUCCCCAGCACUCCCCAGUCUUGGCACAUUACCCUCUACAUGGGGUCCAUUCCCUUGGACAUGAGGGCUUCUACUCUCCAGGAGCAUCAAGUUAUGGAAGCAGGUCACUGGGAUAUCCAUACUCAACCUCUUCUUCCAGUCUACCCCUCCACCCAACCCACCAUAAUGGCAGCACCUACCUCAACUACCAGCAUUUCACCAGUAGCAUUGGCCAAAAUUCCAGACUCCAGGAGGACUCAGAGAUGGAGAAAUCUACAAUCAUAGAAAAUGGAGAGAUCAGAAUUAACGGCAAAGGAAAGAAAGUCAGAAAGCCUCGGACAAUAUACUCCAGUCUACAGCUGCAAGCGUUAAACCAGAGGUUCCAGCAAACGCAGUAUCUGGCGCUUCCUGAAAGAGCGGAAUUAGCUGCCCAGCUCGGCUUAACACAGACUCAGGUGAAAAUUUGGUUUCAGAAUAAAAGGUCCAAGUACAAGAAGGUAAUGAAACACGGUCCAAGUGUGCAAGAUGUUGACCUGACACACACCACGUCUUCGCUUUCUCCUUCUUCUCCAAACAUGCCUUCCAUGUGGGAUGUUCUCCCGGGUGGAAAAACUGCACAAAUUUCUUCCGGUUACUUGAACAAUUUUAACCCCUGGUACCAGCCACAUGACACAUUAUCGAGGCCACCAAUUAUGUAGCUAAAAGGGCUUAGGUCUUUUAAGCUGAGAUGAUUAGAAAGAAGCUCUUAUGAUUAAGAGCUUUCUCUGACCUACCAAACUUGCCUUCUUCUUAAAGUCCUCCGUUUGAAGAAAUAAAACAUGGGAAAUAUUGAUACAUAGACAAUGGCUUUUCUAUAAGCCGGUUCUCAUGAAAAUGGAGAUAGUUGACGAACCAAGAUAUUUUUCUAUUUAUUCAUUAGAAAUGUUUUUACUGAUCUGUUACAGCUCAUGUCUUAAUUACAGAAGAUCAAAUUAUUGUCCACUUGUAUACAUUUGAUUAUCUUCGUCAAUAUUUCACUGGCCACAUAUUAUUUAAAAGUUAACAUAAGCACAUCAACGUAUUUUGGUAGUGCCUUCCGUUUCCUUCAAAGAACAUUGAGUUGAUAGAUACAAAUAUACCAAAAGAAACUUCAUCUGUAGGUUUGAUUUGUCUUGAAUAUCAUAAUAGAAAUGAAUUAAGGAAGUAAUUAAUUAUAGACGAUAAGAAGAGCAUGUCUGGCAGCUGUAAAACUUCAAAAUCAAGAAGAGGAGACAGAACAUUUAUUUUUGGCCUUUUGAACCAAAGGACAUACCCUUAAGAUUAAUGAAUGCAGAUUUGUGUUUGAUCAAGAAUUUUGUGAACUAUCCCCUGUAGAAACUCAGGUGGACUUUUGUUGAAAAACAAAUAGGACUAUAUUAAUUUUAUAGUUUAUGAAAGCAUGGUCAUAUGCUUCUCAUCUCUGUCGUUAUUUUAUUUAAAAAAAAAUGAGUUUGGCAUGGUGUGCCUUUAAAUUACGCGCAUUAUAAAGAACCCACCACUCAAGAACACAUUACACAUGUUCUAUGAUCACAGAAACCGGACAGUUCGACAUCACAGAGAUAUGAUGAGAUUUUGCCUGCAUUCCAUAAGUAUGUGAUAAAGAUCCUUUUCAUCUCUCCUUGCCUUGCAAUAGAUUACCGAAAACCGCCAAUGCUGAUGUGAAUUUGUGAAAUAUUAAUGUGCUAAAUAGAAUAUUAAAUUGUAGAACAUUAUGGAAAACAAAAGUUUCACACAAAUGAUGCAAUAAACAAUUAUUUUCCAUUUUAA
Messenger RNA from Pelobates fuscus (common spadefoot toad), 1961 nucleotides. RefSeq names its product distal-less homeobox 4 (gene DLX4). The transcript is spliced from 3 exons. Gene Ontology annotation, molecular function: DNA-binding transcription factor activity, RNA polymerase II-specific; RNA polymerase II cis-regulatory region sequence-specific DNA binding. NCBI's taxonomy places the organism in Eukaryota, Metazoa, Chordata, Amphibia, Anura, Pelobatidae. Gene Ontology annotation, biological process: embryo development; cell differentiation; negative regulation of transcription by RNA polymerase II. The coding region runs from base 122 to 874 and encodes 250 amino acids. The record is from RefSeq and is a predicted model, not a curated record.